AUGGCUUUCUUCUCUCUAAGAUAUCAACUUGCAAUGUUGCUACUAUUGGUUGUGGCAAUAGAGACCCAGAAAGAGAUGGCUAUGGCACAGAUGAGUACAUGCUCAAACCAGCUGAGCAACCUCAAUGUUUGUGCACCCUUUGUGGUGCCUGGUCAACUCAACACAAACCCAAGUGCUAGUUGUUGUAAUGCUCUUCAACGUGUGGACCGUGACUGCCUCUGCAACACCCUUAGAAUCGCUUCCCAAUUGCCUUCUCAGUGCCAAAUACCCUCCUUUGGUUGUGGUAUGCUUUUCACUUAG
This is a messenger RNA of Abrus precatorius (Indian licorice), 300 nucleotides long. Its product is annotated as protein MEN-8-like. NCBI's taxonomy places the organism in Eukaryota, Viridiplantae, Streptophyta, Magnoliopsida, Fabales, Fabaceae. The transcript has a single exon. Bases 1 to 300 code for a protein of 99 amino acids. The record is from RefSeq and is a predicted model, not a curated record.